This is a messenger RNA of Desarmillaria tabescens, 1553 nucleotides long. RefSeq lists its product as uncharacterized. The transcript is spliced from 4 exons. Gene Ontology annotation, cellular component: nucleus. Lineage: Eukaryota; Fungi; Basidiomycota; Agaricomycetes; Agaricales; Physalacriaceae. Gene Ontology annotation, biological process: regulation of DNA-templated transcription; cellular response to starvation. The record is from RefSeq and is a predicted model, not a curated record. The coding region runs from base 99 to 1112 and encodes 337 amino acids. Gene Ontology annotation, molecular function: RNA polymerase II transcription regulatory region sequence-specific DNA binding; DNA-binding transcription factor activity, RNA polymerase II-specific; zinc ion binding.
GUCGGAGUAUCGACCGUGUUUGAGUGAGCCUUGUCUUCGUUCUCUUCUUCCAGCACCGUCGCCGACGCUGACGACGAUGAAGCCGUCUCCUGUUCGACAUGACGACCGAGCAGCCAAAGCCGACAGAUCCGCCUGUCGCCUAUCCUUUGCCACCCCAUUUCCAGCAUUAUAAUGGAGGAACCUUCCCACCACCGCCGCCGCCUGGUGUCUAUCCACCAAUGUUUGCCUAUCCACCGCCGGUCGAGGGGCAUCCUGAAGGCGGACCACCGCCAGGACUCAUUAUGUUCCAUGCACCACCAGGCAUGGUCUAUGCUUAUCCACCACCGCCAGGGCAAGUCUUCGCUGUACCGCCAGGCACCCCUUCGCCUUCAAUGAUGAAGCCGAAGCGAAAACAAGUCAAGAUGGCCUGCACAAACUGCGCCACUGCGUGCAAACGGUGCGAUGAGGCGCGUCCGUGCGAACGUUGCCUCAAGUACGGCAUUCAAGACAGCUGCAUCGACGGCCAACGAAAGGAGCGCAAGAAGGGUGUCAAACGCGGGCCGUACAAACGUAAAAACAAAGGAAUGGAUACGACAUUCAGUGACGGAGCUCCACCUGAAAAUGGCGAGUGGCAGGCUGCCGGUUCCAACUCUCCCCCUGUCAAUGCAUCGACUACUGCUGCCGCUAUCCAUGCUGUAGCGCAGUUCGCAGCACCUCCAGAGGCAGGUGCAGGUUACUAUCCCCUAUAUUAUCCACCAGGCCACUUUGUCGCGCAGAUGCCGGAAGGGCAAGAGGGCCAACCACAGGUGGUGCAGUAUUUCAUGGGUGGCUAUCCUCCCCCGUACGGCUACGCGCCGCCUCCAGGCGCAACGUUUGUUCCGGCUCCCCCUCCUAUGCCUGGCCAGUCUGUCGAGGUACCAAAUGGCUCGGACAAACCUGCCGAACCUGCGGCGACAAAUAACGGUGUUGUCAUCGCUGCCUCUGACGGUGCAGAUCCACUGUCGCGUAAGCGAGGACGGACUAGCAACGGGGUCCCUGGCAAGUCAAAGAAAUCCAAGACGUCGGAUAAGGACCCUGGGAGCGAAGACGUCGACGCAGAUAAAGAGGAUAGCGACUCGCUUCCGGCGAACUGAUCAGGCUCCUGUCGCCACUACAUCCCCGUCCAUGUUAGAUCUACCACCCUAUUUCUUGUCUUCUCUCGUCGUCGUCAUUUGUUUUGCUGUCUAUUCCGAACGAACUAAGUUGUCAUUUAAUCACACCAAACAACGCAGCCAACCUUGCUGGUCCUUUGACCUUAGACAAGGCCGUGUGUCGUUUCGACACGGUCUGACCCUGUUGUUGGUCAAAAGGCCUGUAUUGAUGGGGUGCCAUCAUGCCUUCUCCGAAAUACUGUAUUCUUCUUAGGACAUAUGGUUUGCUUGGUUAUGUACCAUUGAGUGCUUCUUGAUCCAUUGUAAUAUAGCUGUAGGAUAUAUGUAUUGAUGUCUGAUAAAUUACCAACUCAUGUUCUACAUGAUCAAAAUUAGACUGCGUUCCUUCCCCACAUCAAAAUUGAAGCACUAUAGUUUAAAAUG